AUGCCGGGGGUGAUAAAUAUGGACGAGUUGACAGACGUGGAUAAGGCUAAAAUGGAAAGAGACCAAAAGAAGAUUGAAGUCAAGCUUGAGAGAUGGAUGACGUCUAAGUGCUGCACUGAGUUUAUGGAGGCAGUUCAGGCCGGUGUAGAAGAGGACACUCUGGUCAAAGGCAUCGCAGAAGACAAGAACCCAUUCAAGGAGUUGAAAGGUGGAUGUGUCGUCUGCUGAAGAGGACAGGAGUCAGAACAGACAGUGGAGAUUUUCAUUCACUGAUUAGACCCUCUCUAGUGCCCAAGGACAUGCCCCCUUCCUAGGAAACAUAGCUGGAUCAGCAAUAGCUAACCAAGAGGC
Messenger RNA from Oncorhynchus masou masou (cherry salmon), 351 nucleotides. RefSeq names its product guanine nucleotide-binding protein G(T) subunit gamma-T1-like. The record is from RefSeq and is a predicted model, not a curated record. Lineage: Eukaryota; Metazoa; Chordata; Actinopteri; Salmoniformes; Salmonidae. The transcript has 2 exons. Gene Ontology annotation, molecular function: G-protein beta-subunit binding. Gene Ontology annotation, biological process: G protein-coupled receptor signaling pathway. Gene Ontology annotation, cellular component: heterotrimeric G-protein complex. Bases 1 to 228 code for a protein of 75 amino acids.